Messenger RNA from Dentiscutata heterogama, 389 nucleotides. The record is from the annotation of a GenBank genome assembly. Lineage: Eukaryota; Fungi; Glomeromycota; Glomeromycetes; Diversisporales; Gigasporaceae.
UAAUGAAGUAGCUCAAGGAUUAAUUCAAGAAAAAUCAGGAUGUCUUGUCAAAUUCUGGUAUUAUGUGUCUGAAGAUCUUGAAAAUUGUCCGUAUAUUUAUAAUCGCAGCAGAGGAUAUCUUAGAUUUAACAGCAAAAAAAUUAAUUACCCGUAUGUAUUUUUAUUAUCAUUCAGGGCAGCUUCCGAUAGUACAUCGAUACAACGAUUUCUUAAAGGAGUUCCACUUCCGGAAUUACACCCAUUAUUAAAUAAUCGAUCUAAAAUUGAGCAUAUGAUUGCAACAAGUCAUCAUGCUGAACAUCCGUAUGGUCAAGAUAUUAUGGGUGUUGCAUACAUGCUUUUAAAGCAAAAACAGAAUGAAAAAGAUAAUCCUUAUAUUAGAUCUAUUC